AACCACCACCAGAACCAGAACCAUCACCUCCACCACCGCAAGCAUCACAUCCACCACUACAACCAUCAAGACCACCUUCACCAUCACCUUCACCACCACAACCACCACAGUCAUCACAACCACCACCAAAACCACAACCACCACCCCAACCACCACCACAACCACCACCAGAACUACAACCACCACAACCAUUACCUUCACCACAACCAUUACCUUCACCACCACCAGAACAACCACCCUUACAACCACCACCCUUACAAGCACCUCCACCACAUCCACAACCACCACAGCCACCACCACCACCAUUCCCA
Chaetura pelagica (chimney swift) is the source of this 311-nucleotide messenger RNA. Its product is annotated as integumentary mucin C.1-like. The record is from RefSeq and is a predicted model, not a curated record. The transcript has a single exon. Lineage: Eukaryota; Metazoa; Chordata; Aves; Apodiformes; Apodidae. The annotation marks the transcript as partial.